CCAGAAGACCAAUAUCCCAUCAAGGACAAGGACCAAUGCAUUGCCAAGAAGAUGCACUUCCUCUCCUAUCAAGAGACCCUGGGAUACACUUUAACUUCUCUGGCUCUCUUCCUUUCUCUGAUGACAUUAGCCAUAUUGGCAAUUUUCCUUAAGCAACGCGAUACACCGAUUGUCAAGGCCAACAACCGAGAUCUCUCCUACAUCCUCCUGGUCUCCCUCCUACUCUGCUUCCUCUGCUCCUUCCUCUUCAUUGGUCGACCUGGGAAGUUCACCUGUCUCUUCCGACAAACCACCUUUACCAUUCUUUUUUCCCUUGCAGUUUCCUCUGUCUUGGCAAAAACUCUCAUGGUGGUUCUGGCUUUCAUGGCUACCAAACCAGGGAACAAGGCAAGGAAGCUCUUAGGAAAACCACUGACCAACUCCAUUGUCUUAGUCUGUCCUUUGAUACAAGGAAUUCUUUGUGUCACCUGGCUGAUAACCUCUCCCCCAUUUCCCAACUUGGACUUCCACUCCUUGGAAGGAGAGACCAUCUUGGAAUGUAAUGAAGGCUCAACUUCAAUGUUUUAUACUGUUCUUGCCUACCUGGGUUUCCUGGUUUUUAUCAGUUUCACGGUGGCCUUUCUGGCUAGGAAAUUGCCUGACAGCUUUAAUGAAGCCAAAUUCAUUACUUUCAGCAUGUUGGUAUUUUGCAGUGUUUGGAUCAGUUUCCUCCCCACCUACCUGAGCACCAAAGGGAAGUCUAUGGUGGCCGUGGAAAUCUUCUCCAUCUUGGCCUCUGGGGCUGGUCUCUUGGCUUGCAUCUUUUUCCCCAAAUGCUUCAUUAUUCUAUUGAGACCCCAUUUGAAUUGUAGGGAAAAUAUGAUAAGGAACAAAAAUCUCUAA
Thamnophis elegans (Western terrestrial garter snake) is the source of this 882-nucleotide messenger RNA. RefSeq names its product vomeronasal type-2 receptor 26-like. The annotation marks the transcript as partial. Lineage: Eukaryota; Metazoa; Chordata; Lepidosauria; Squamata; Natricidae. The record is from RefSeq and is a predicted model, not a curated record. Gene Ontology annotation, cellular component: membrane. The transcript has a single exon. Gene Ontology annotation, biological process: G protein-coupled receptor signaling pathway. Gene Ontology annotation, molecular function: G protein-coupled receptor activity.